AUGCCUGCUAGCAUUCAAAUAUUUGCUUGUGGAAAGGAUUCACAAAGUCAACCUGUUUCUCGGCGGAGUUUCUUCCGAUGUUCUACGGUGAAACUGAGUUGGAACUAUGGUUCUACAGGGCUUCUAGUUUUGGUGCAGUCAGACGUGGAUAAAACAAACCAGAGUUACUAUGGAGAAUCCAAGUUAAACUACUUGACAACAGAUGGAACUCAUGAUGGACUCGUGCCUCUUCGCAAAGAAGGACCAGUACAUGAUGUUCAAUGGUCAUGUUCGGGUAAAGAAUUUGCAGUUGUUUAUGGAUGUAUCCUUCUCUUCUCUUUCUAUACUUCAGUGAAAGUUGAUGGGCAGUUAGCUGAAUGGAAAAUCUUGCUGGAGGUCAUAGACUUUGAGGACAGUUUACUUAUGAUGCAGUUGCAAAUAGAAAAUUGA
Messenger RNA from Ilex paraguariensis (yerba mate), 429 nucleotides. The record is from the annotation of a GenBank genome assembly. Lineage: Eukaryota; Viridiplantae; Streptophyta; Magnoliopsida; Aquifoliales; Aquifoliaceae.